CUCAUGGAUACGGUGGCAUUGGUGCAACAGCAAAAGCAAGCGCUCGACGGUGAUCACCAGGGUAAAAGAGAGCAGGACCACGUGAAUGGUACUGUUGUGUCUGCCGAGAGUCACGCGGUCAACAGGUUUUCCCGCGGGACUGAGCGCUCGGCGAGGAAAACCGCGGUCGUCGCUCCGGGCAGUGGUAGCAUUGGAGAUUCCUCUACACAGUGCAGUGACGUAAACGACGAUGCCGACGAGGAAGAGGAGACGGAUGUCGAAGAAGGCGGCUGGAUCACGAAUCUGCCGGUAUCGUCGACCAUCGUCCAGCGGCAACCAGCCUUCGCCACCACGAAUGGCGAUAUCGUCCUACCAAACGCUGAUCAGCCGGCUUUCGGCGAUGUCCGAGUGCAGUACUCGAAGAAUGUGCGUCUGAUUAACCAGACCUGCUACAAUGGCCCUAUUACUUUAAAGCAGCAGUUUGUUUGCACGAAUCCUACUCCGAAUCAGGAUGCGAGCCGCGCCUCCAACAAUACAUCGGAUUUAUCGACGAGUAAAGACAACGGAGCUCCAAACGGAUGCGUCUUUCCGCAAAAUACUAAAUUAAAUAAAG
Temnothorax curvispinosus is the source of this 592-nucleotide messenger RNA. RefSeq lists its product as uncharacterized. The annotation marks the transcript as partial. The record is from RefSeq and is a predicted model, not a curated record. The transcript has a single exon. NCBI's taxonomy places the organism in Eukaryota, Metazoa, Arthropoda, Insecta, Hymenoptera, Formicidae.